CGAGCAUUUGCAGAAAGGAUGUGAGCCGCAGGGGCGUGUGUCUGCUUCGGAAGCACCCCGCAGGAAUCGAGACGCCCUUCCCACAAACAAAGCCUUCCGCCGUGGCGAUGGAGCCGCAAAACGUGAAAUGCUGUUGCAAGAACUGGAUUACGGCUUUAUGCUGUAUAUUGCUGUGGUUGUUUAGCCCUUCAGCGGCCGUCUUCAUCGAAAACUUCAGCCAUGGACGCAUUCUUCCCGUGGUGUGCUACUACGAGAAAGGACAGGCUCUCCGUCCUUAUCCCAUGAACUACGACACUAGCGACGUGCCUGGCCACCUUUGCAGCCACGUGAACCUGGCUUUCAUGGAGCUGAACCGCACCACAUACACUAUCCAAGAGGACCACACAGUCAAGUUCACAGACUUUGCGCAAUUGAAAAAGAAAUUCCCCAGACUGAAGACGUUUACCUCAGUCGGAGGGUGGAGCAACCAGACAAGAGUCAUAUCGGCCAUGACUUCUGGAAGAGAACGGCGAAAAGCAUUUAUCAAGGACGCCAAGAAGCUGCUAGUGGACCACGACUUUGAUGGUCUGGACAUCCACUGGCUUUUUCCCGGAUUUGCUGACCAAGGUGGAAAGAACUCCGACAAGGUCAACUUCGUCAGACUUUUGAAGGAAUUGUACGCUGCCUUCAAGGCGCACAACCUACUGCUUACGGCUGCCAUUCCCAUUAAUCAGCAAAUACUGGACAAUGGCUACGACAUACGAGCCAUUGACAGGUAUGUUGACUGGAUGAAUGUCAUCGGUUACGACAUCAGAGGAUACUGGAAUGGCAGAACAGACGUUCACAGUCCUCUCCAUCGUAGAAGCAUCGACGGAAAUGAUACCGCUGAUUUGAACGUGGAAACCGGCCUUCAGGUGCUGCUGGGUCGCGGAGCCUCCAAACGGAAGUUAGUGCUGGGCGUGGCCUUCUACGGGCGCGUUUACAGGCUGUCCGACCCCCAGAACGUCGGCCUGCACGCCCCUAUCGACUUAGUGAAGAAGCCGCAAAGGGGCGCCUUUCUCAUGAGCGACAACAUACAUGCCUACUUCGAGAUUUGCAAGAACAUCAAGUUUGGCUCGUGGAGACGCAGCUUCGACUCGCAAGGAAUGUGCCCGUACGCAACCAAUGGCCAGGACUGGGUGGGAUACGAAGACGAAGAAAGCAUCGCCAAAAAGGUCGAGUUUGUCCGGAAGGAAGGCUACGCCGGCAUAAUGGUCCUCAGCAGUGACAUGGACGAUUUUCGUGGAGUAUGCGGAACACGCAACAUUCUGCUACAAACGAUCAAUAACGGCAUACGAAGGCUAAGAAACUUCGUUGUUUCAAGAAAUGUUGAGAACGAAAGAACGCUACGUUGAGUUAUGUAGCAGCACCUGUAGUUCGCAUUUUGGUCGAUAUGUGUAACUAUAUGAAUAAUUAUAGCGCAAUGCUUGGUCUUGACUUUUUCCUUCCUCCAUUGCGGGAAUCGGACCAUCACGCAUAUGCUAAGCACAGUGACAUUUCUGUUGCCGCAGGCAGCAACUUCAGUCAUGCAAUCAUACUCACGCUAGAAUAAAAUGUGACGACGCCAAACGACCAUUCACUUGAAUAAAAGAUACAAAUUGCCA
This is a messenger RNA of Rhipicephalus microplus (southern cattle tick), 1622 nucleotides long. RefSeq names its product endochitinase. Gene Ontology annotation, biological process: carbohydrate metabolic process; chitin catabolic process. The record is from RefSeq and is a predicted model, not a curated record. NCBI's taxonomy places the organism in Eukaryota, Metazoa, Arthropoda, Arachnida, Ixodida, Ixodidae. Gene Ontology annotation, cellular component: extracellular region. Gene Ontology annotation, molecular function: chitinase activity; chitin binding.